Coccomyxa subellipsoidea C-169 is the source of this 426-nucleotide messenger RNA. RefSeq lists its product as hypothetical. Gene Ontology annotation, biological process: L-arabinose metabolic process. Gene Ontology annotation, molecular function: alpha-L-arabinofuranosidase activity. The transcript has 4 exons. The coding region runs from base 1 to 426 and encodes 141 amino acids. Lineage: Eukaryota; Viridiplantae; Chlorophyta; Trebouxiophyceae; Coccomyxaceae. The record is from RefSeq and is a predicted model, not a curated record.
AUGCAGGCGUUUGCCAACCCGUCGUACCACGUGCAGGCGCUGUUUGCGCAGCACCAGGGGGUCUCCUAUGCGCGCACCUCCGUCGCCAGCCGCUCGCCGCGCGACAACGGCGUCGCAGCAGCCGCCACCUGCCAGGACGCAGCAUGCACCUCUCUGUCCAUCAAGCUGGUCAACUACGCCUCAUUCCCCCAGACUGUGGCCCUGACCAUCUCCAACACCACUGGACUCAGCAACGUCGCCAUUUUGACCACGCUGGCCGGGACGGGCCCCUAUGACACAAACUCCUUCGAUGAGCCUCUCAAGGUGGCUCCCAAGACUGCAGAGCUGCUGGGCAUGACAUCUGACAUCGAGCUGGAGCUGCCUGCCUUCUCUGUGGUCAUCAUUGCCACAUCAGCAGAUGACACCAGCGCGGCGGCCGCAGCAUAG